CUCUGCUGCCAUUUUAAAUCUCCCCAUCUUUCCUUUAAUUUCAUCCCAUCCUUUUAUCACCAGGCCACCUUCUUCAUAGUUCACAAGUCAUUUACUAUAUAUUGCCUUCUCUGUCACCUUUCUUCAGACCCAUCCUCCUCUCCCACUUUCACAAUCUUCUGAACCUUACCUGUAUUUAGUAAAAGACACUUUUUUUUUAAUUCUGAGAAAUGGGAACUGGUUGGAGAAAAGCUUUCUGCACUACUAUCCCUAAAGACAGAGAGCUCAAAUUUGUUGAUAACAAUCUUCUUCAGCAAGAUCAUCAUCAACAGCUACAUACUGAGGAUAGCAGUUCUCCUCGCCUGCCUUGCACAAAACCUUCUUCAAAUCAACACGACAUUGAUGAUCUUUUCAGCCCAAAGCUCCAUUGCAAAACUACCAGUCCCAAAUCUAACUCUUCGAAUACCCCAAAAUGUACUCAGUCCUGGAUCACUGCUUCGCCCAGAUUCUCCUUUUCAACCAUCAAGAACACUCUCCGUCUAUCCAAGAAUAGCUGUGGAGUUUGUAUGCUUGGUGUUAAGAAUAAGCAGGCGCUGGCGAUUUACACUGCUGAAUGUUCUCACACUUUUCAUUUCUCUUGCAUCGUCUCGCACUGCAGAAAACAGAGCACUCUGUCCUGUCCUGUUUGCAACUGCGUCUGGAGCGAUGUGCCUCUUCUCUCUCACAAUCUUAGACAGCAAGAAGAACAGAGUAUUGUACAAAAACCAGAACGGAUUCAGGAGAAGCAAAUUAUCAAAGAACCCGAACCCAAGUUCCGCAAUACUGGCUCUAAAAAGAGCAGUAUACGUUUGAAAUUGUAUAAUGAUGACGAGCCGUUACUUUCCCCCACCGCUGGUGAUAGGAAGUUUACUGCAAUUCCUGAGGUAGUGAGUGAAACGGAAGAAGAUUGGGAGGAGGAAGAGUUUCAGGGAUUUUUCGUGAAUCCAAUUUCAAGCAAUGAAGCUUUUGUUAAUCAGAGGCAGAGUAGGAAUGUGGAGGUGACAAUCUUGCCAGAAGCAGCUGUUGUAUCUGUUGGUAAAACGCAUGAGACUUAUGCCGUCGUUUUGAAGGUGAAAGCGCCGCCGUCGCCUGCGGUGGAUAGCGGAAGCGGCUCCCGGCAACUCACAGACUUGGCACGGCGCGCGCCGAUUGAUUUAGUGGCUGUGCUCGACGUUAGUGGGAGCAUGGGCGGCGCAAAGCUGCAGAUGUUGAAACGAGCCAUGCGUUUGGUUAUUUCCUCUCUUGGCUCGGCUGACCGGCUCUCAAUAGUGUCUUUCUCCGCCGCGCCGAAAAGGCUGUUACCGUUAAGGAGAAUGACGGCUGAGGGACAAAAAUCGGCUCGAAGGAUCGUUGACCGGCUCACCUGCAGCCAGGGGACUUGUGUUGACGAAGCCUUAAAGGUAGCCGGCAAAGUCCUAGAGCACCGGCGCGUGAGAAAUCCGGUCGCCAGCAUCAUAUUGUUGUCCGGCGGUCAAGACAAUAAAGUCAAAAAAAGAGUUGACCGAAACAGGCAGCGGGACACAACUCAAGACCCAUCAACCCGGUUUGCUCACUUUGAAAUACCGGUCAACCCGACCAAAGCCGGCUUCAGUAAAAAUGCCGGCUUUGAGCCGAACGAGGACGCUUUUUCCAAAUGCGUGAGCGGUUUGUUAAGUGUUGUAGCACAAGAGGUGACGAUUCAACUCGGGUUUUCUGACCACUCUGACCCGGCUGAGGUUACUGCCGUCUAUUCCUAUAAUUCCCGGCCGGCUGUUUUGAACCCGGUUUCGAUCCGGCUCGGUGACCUUUACGCGGAGGAAGAAAGAGAAUUGCUAGUGGAAGUUAGGGUUCCUCCUACCUCCAGCCGGGCCCACCACGUGUUGUCUUUAAGAUGCUGUUAUAAAGACCCUGCCAUGCAGCAGGAUUCCGUUAAUGUUCGGGAAGAAUCUCUGCUGCUACCGACACCACAAGCCGUUCGAUCAGCUUCAGCCACCAUCCAACGGCUUAGAAAUCUUUUUAUUACCACAAGGGCAAUAGCCGAGUCGCGGCGGUUGACCGAGCAUGGGGAGUUGACCAGUGCAAAACACAUUUUAUUGUCGGCUCGAAGCUUGCUGAACCUAUCCGGCUCGUGUUGCGUGGCUGAAUACGUCCGAGGGUUGGAAGCCGAGCUGACCAAAAUGGGGUCGUGGAAGGAACAUCACCAGGCGCUAAGGAAGGUGAUCCAACGGCCGAGGCCGUUUGAAAGAGAAUCGGCCGUGUUAAUAGGGGAAAAUGAUGAGCCGCUUACGCCGACAACGGCUUGGAGGGCGGCUGAGAGACUGGCUAACGUAGCCAUGAUGAAGAAGCCGGUUACUAGAGUCAGCGACUUACAUGGCUUUGAAAAUGCUUGGUUCUGAAUUUUAUUUCUUUUAGAUUUUUCUGUUUAUUUAGAAAUAAAAACAAGUUGACAACUCUGGUACUCAUUUAAAAAAUGAGAUACCGUACAUGUCACUUAAUUUAAAUCAAUACAUCAUUUUUAAUUUAUAUUUAAAUAAUUCAACCACAUUAUUUUGAUUAAUCCAUGUAGACAAAUGUACCAUACCUUAUCAAUCUACCUAAAAACAAAAGAAGAGUAAUGUUGAUGGGC
Messenger RNA from Cuscuta europaea, 2623 nucleotides. The record is from the annotation of a GenBank genome assembly. NCBI's taxonomy places the organism in Eukaryota, Viridiplantae, Streptophyta, Magnoliopsida, Solanales, Convolvulaceae.